Ictalurus punctatus (channel catfish) is the source of this 5962-nucleotide messenger RNA. It is a transcript of the gene ccdc61, whose product is annotated as coiled-coil domain containing 61. The record is from RefSeq and is a predicted model, not a curated record. Gene Ontology annotation, cellular component: centrosome. Lineage: Eukaryota; Metazoa; Chordata; Actinopteri; Siluriformes; Ictaluridae. The coding region runs from base 1311 to 2840 and encodes 509 amino acids. The transcript has 13 exons.
CCUGCAGUAUAAUUCACUGUAUAAGUGUAAACUUACUGACUGAAGCCUACCUGUGGCUACCUAUUUCAGCACCAGUCUACACCAUGAGAACAUCUUUUUCAUAAUAUCUCAUAUUAUCCUCAUAACAUUGGGCCUUGUCUGUUAUAACCUGGAUACAAUCUGGUUUAUUCAUAACUUGUUCGUACGAGCGUUUACACAAGAAAUGAGGUAUUUAUGAAUCUCUUAAGACUUACUAAUAUAUCUUGUCAAUCUACCUGGACUUACUAAUAAACUCUGAUUGAUCAGCUUCAAGAUCAUAAAUUAUGGCUCAGGAAGUUGUGGAAAUCGGUUAGGUUUUCCAUAAGCGCAAAACUUUAUUAGAGCCAACAUAGAGUGACCGAUAAGUGAUCGGUCUGGUUUGUCUCAAUAUUUCCUAGUGUGCCAUCAUCGGGCUUCCUACCGGUCAGGUGGUGGGAUUUUAGGCAGCAAGUGAACAGUCAGGUCUCGAAGUUGAUGUGUUGGAAGCAGAAAAAAUGGGCAAGUGUAAGGCUCUGAGGGACUUUAAGGUCUACGGACCAAAUUGUGAUGGCUAGACGACUGGGUCGUCCAAAACGGCAGGUCUUGUGGGGUGUUGGCGAUACGCAGUGGUUAAUACCUACUAAAAGUGGUCCAAGGAUGGACCACCGACAGGCUCGUUGAUGCGUGUGGGGAGAGAAGGCUCGCCCGUCUGGUCCGAUCCCACGGAAGAGCUACUGCAGCACCAAUUGCUUAAAUAGUUCAUGCUGGCUCUGAUGGAAAGGAGUCAGGACACACAGUGCGCCGCAGUUUGCUGCGUAUCGGGCUUCGUAGCCGCAGAACGUUCAGACUGCCCAUGCUGACCCCUGUGUACUACCGAAACCACCUCAUGUGCCAUCAUCAGGCUUCCUAUGACACUCGCAUGCCUUCCUGCUUUUCCAACACUGCUUCGGGGAGAGAGUCAGACAUUUUUGGGGCGUCAUCGCCAGGGAUACACAUAAGGGAUGAGAUCGACUGGAGCAAGAAUAGAAUCAGUAUUUUGAGGUAAACAUAGAAACGUGACUAACCGCAACAACCCUAGUCCUUGUCGAUCAUGACACCGGUGAGACGUGAAAUAAAUACAGGUCAGUCUAAAUCGAAAUACAUCACAGGUUCACCAGCUUAUUUUUAAUUGAAUGCUGUGCAUCUCUAAUUUGUUGUGAUCAACUAAGAAUUCUUGUGGGGAAAAGCUAUUGGACUGUACACCUACAAGGUCGUCCAAGUAGGUGGGUGGGCUGAAUAGAGAAGCUGGUUACUGAAAGUACCCUAAAUUCAUCAUGGAAGUCGGCACAGUCGUCCAAGAAGAACUGAACGUCCGUGGAGUUGAAUUUGCCAUUAAAGUGGAACUGCGAGAUCGCUUACUAACGGUAGAGAUUUCAGAUGUCAUGACGGCAGACCAGUGGAGUGGGGAAUUCGAUCCAGCCUACAUCGAAGACCUCACGCGCAAAACUGGAAACUUUAAACAGUUCCCUAUAUUCUGUAGCAUGCUCGAGUCUGCAGUCAGUAAGUCUAGUGAGUCGGUAACGCUUGAUCUGCUGACCUACUCGGACCUGGAGCUUUUGCGGAACAGGAAGGCGGGUGUGGUGGGGAGGCCUCGUGCCCAGCAGCAGUCCCCCGCUCUCAGCGCUAAACGCUACCUCAUCCUCAUCUACACUGUGGAAUUUGAUAGGAUCCACUACCCUUUGCCACUGCCGUAUGUUGGUAAGCCUGAUCCUGCAACCCUCCAGAGAGAGAUCAGGGCUCUAAGGGCUGAACUAAAUGCCAUGAGGAUGAGAGGAGACCGUGCGGUAUCGGACCAAGAGACCCGCCGACUGCGUGCCGAGUUGGUUGUGGUCAGAGAGGAGAAGGACGCGCUGGCCGAAGCUCUGGAGCGACUGCGGGCGGCUGGGACUGGCUCCACUUCAGGGACUCGGGGGCUCAGGGAAGCGGUGCACCGUCUAGAGGAGCAGCUUUUAAGAGAGAGAGCAAAAAGCCAACGCUCCGCAAGCAAGCGGGGUCAAGAACAGCGCCAUCUAAUGGAGCAGUUGGAGGAACUGAGGGCCUCGGAGCGAGCUCUACGAAUACGUGUGAAGAGUCUGACCACAGAGUUAGCCGUGUUGCGUCGGGGGCGGAUUACACCGGUUCUGUCCGGCCUGAGUGGGUCCAGGGGUGAGGCGGAUUUUCCACGGUCGGCCUCGAGGGAACGCGGUUUAUCCAGAGCAGGGUUGAGGGCUCGCUCAGGGUCCAGAGAGAGAGCAGAGGAUCGCAGCAGGAGGUCAGAAGAGAGAGGGAGAAGGUCGGGUUCUUCAGGCGCACGCAACCACUUCUCAAGGCCUUCACCUUCUCCAACAGGAUCUCGAGGGCCACGAUUUGACCCAACAGCUUACGUUCAAGAGCGACAACGACGCCAAAAAGAGACCGAACUCAAGAACCAAAGGAAAGUCAGAAGGGACACGUUGGCAUCGCCGGCUCUGAACGAACGCGGUCGUUCACGGUCCAGAGAGCACGCUCCUCAGCUGAUCAGACGGGGGAGUGCCGGCCGGGGCAGGAGCACAUCUGUGGAGAGCAGGAGGAGUCGUCACUCUUCUGAAAGCUCACUGGCUGAGUUUGAGGAUCUUGCUAAGCCUUUGAAUAGCAAAGGAAGAAAACCGGCGUAUAAUGGUCCAGCUACGAUAAGAGGAAGACACGUGAGCAAAAAGCCAAUGUGUAGCACUCCAACCAAAAGAGGGAGAGAGAGUUCUGUGGAUACCGGAGCAGACCUGUCUGAGAUCGACGCUCGCCUCCAGGCCCUGCAGGAGUACAUGAGAGACCUGGACACGGGACGCUAGUGAUUUGAUCCGUUAGGGUUUUAUUGCACAUUGGUUUUAUUUUAUUUAUCUGGUGGUGACAUUCAUCAGGAUGGACAAGUAUUUCUUUUAUCUCAAGAUGAUGUAUGCGAUUGUGGUUAAACAUCUUUAAACUCUGAAAACAUGAGAUUUUUAUUUUCCCCCAAAUUGACUGUUGCUUGACUUGAAGGACUCGUAGGGUCUGUGCGACUGGUUGUACACGGUGUGUGUGUGUGUGUGUGUGUGUGUGUGUGUGUGUGUGUGAGAGAAUUAGGAUAUUCGUAUGUACUCUUUUAACCAAUUUGUACAUGUUUUAUGACGUUUUUCUACAAAAUUUUUUACUUUUGUCUUUCUUUGCCUAUACCUUUAACCCAUUUUCUCAACUUAUGUCCCUUUGUGGUGGCGACACGUGAUGGGAUUUUGGGUUGAUUUAAUUGAGAUCUGCUCAUUUACAUAUAAAACCUUUCCACGUUUGCCUUUAAACAUUAGCACACGUAUGCAAAGGUGUCAGAAAAGUUUACAAGAUGUUCUCCCUUUAUGCCAGAUAUGACUGAUUAGCCAAAGCAUGCUUGAUGUAUUGAGUUUGCUUUAGGACUACUGGUACUACAAGGCAAAUAUUGCUAACAAGUAAUGGAGUCUUAGAGCUUCCUGUUUAGCGUUCAAAUCACACUCACCUCUAACGACAUUGCUAGGGUCAGUUAUACCAUUUGUACAAAAAAUUUCAUGAAAUCACACAAAAAUACCUCAAUGGAUAUAUAUUCAAUCCACCUUGAACUACGUUAUCACCCGAAUCGCUUCUAGAAUACAGUUUAACCUUUACUAGGGCCAUGUCUCCUACCAGAGUCUGACGCUGUUAUGUAGAGUGCUGAGAGAGAGAAAGUGAUUGUUAGAAGAUUGACUGUUUUCACCUCUGCCAUUUUUUUGUGCAUGUUUAUAGACCUCUGUGUGUCAUCCAGUGUCAGAAAGCACUGAACCCCACUGACCGACUCCAACAAUGCAUGAUGGAUUAGACAAGCGGUAGUUUCAAUACACGAUGCUGAACUGGUAGCUAUGCACUUCCAUUGUUUGUGAACAACAUUAACCUUGAAGCUCCAUUCCAAAACUAUAGUAGCAGAAGUUUUAGACGAGUGAACUUGAUUGAUUGUCGGUUUGAUGAAACCACGAAAUGGGUUUCAUUUUUGGCUGAACUGUUCCUUCAAAGGAGAAAUAUAGUAUGUAGUUCUUAUUAUUUUAUUCUGGGCUGCUAAUUACUCGAUUUCCAUAAUGAUGAAACACUAUAUGGUGACCUGUAUGCUCCACUUAAUACGAUCUGUAUUUCACUAACAAUUAUGUAAUAAGCCAUCGUUUAUUUAUUAAUUCAAAAUGUUUCGAAUUUCAUAUUUCACAAAUCUGUUAUUUAGAGGCUCUCGGGUGUAACGAAUAAAACUCCUAGAAUGAGCACAUUAGUUUCAACCUGUGAUUUAUAGCUGCACAACUGUCAGAAUUGCUGUUCUAGAAAAUUCAUCAACACGUCCUGACCAAUCAGAAGCCAGAAUGGAGGAGCACUCUGUAAAGAGUGACGAUGCAGGAUUGGUAAGUUUAAAGUGCUGAAACUGCAUGAAGGAUUCGGUGAAAGCGUUGCGGUUUGCUGUAGCCAGUCACAGCUGGCCCACAUCUGUUAAUGAGAAGUGCUGUGUGAACGCGGCUCAUCCAUCUGGCGCAACAUCUGCCGUGCCCUUCACCCUCCAACGUACGCGACAUCAUUCUGGAUAAAUCUACGGGUUUAAAUAACAUGCUCGAAAAAAAGGACAGGCUGGAGUGUGAAAAGAUUUUGAUAUUAGAAGCAGGGAUGUUUAGCGAAUGCAGUUACAUUGCCCUUGUCGUUUGUUGCGUUACCAUCUAAAAUACAAUAGGAUUUGAAAGGGUUGAGGUAUAAUAAGAAUACGCAUACUGUGUGUGCUUAUAUCCAUCCAUUUUCUGUACCAUUUAUACUACACAGGUUUGCGGGAAGUCUAUCACAGGGGAUUUGGGGCACAAGGAGGCACAACCUCGGACGGGGUGCCAAGCCAUCGCAGGGCAUUCGCACACACAUUCACACACUACAGACAAUUUAGAGAUGCCAAUCAGCCUACAACGCAUGUCUUUGGACUGGGGGAGAAACCCGGAGUACCGGGAGGAACCCCCCGAAGCACGGGCUUAGUGGUUAGCAUGUUUGCCUCGCACCGCCGUGGCUAGGGGUUUGAUUCCUGCCUCCGCCCCGUGCCCUGCGAUUGGUGGAGUCCAGUGUUCCGUCCGCUUUGUGUUUCCUGGGAUAAGCUCCAGGCUCCCUGCAACCCUGUGUAGGAUAAGUGAAUGGAUGGGACAUGCUCCAACUCUACCUCCCUCCUCCAAAAUACAUUUGCAUAUUACAAUAUUACUGGCUCUCAUAUUUAGUGAUUCAAUAGUACUGGCCGGUCAGUUCUGCCAGUGAGAUUUUCAGCACCACCUGUUUCUUAAAAUACUUAAUUUCCCUGAAGGAAUUUAAGAAAUGAUUUAAUAAUAAAAUAAAUUAUUCAUGUUUAGAGAGACCUGAUUAUAAAUCAAUACUAACUUCGUUAUGGCAAUCGUUGGUGUUGCCAACUCGUUGCUCGGUUUGAUCCUGAACUUGGGUGACUGUCUGUGUGGAGUUUCUGUAAGUGUUCUCCUUGUGUCUGUGUGAGUUUCCACUGGGUUCUCCGGUCUCAUCACCAGGGGUGUAAUCCUGAAGAUUUUUUCUUUAGCACCAAAUAAUUUUCCAUUUGGUGAUGUUUGUCAUUAUGUAUUUAAAUGUCAGUAAAAUAAGAUGGCAGUGUUGUCAUUUUGUAUCUUUAAUUGAAAAAGAAACAGUUUUGGUAUAUCUGCAGUGUCAUUACAUAAUUAUCCUCUGCUUAUCUAUCGUUCUAUAUGGUUACCUAUCAAAUCAUCUAUUUGUCUAAUCUAUCUACCGUCCACAAGCAUUUAUGAUCAAAUGACUGUUUCAUUAAAACAAAUUAAGUCCCCAAUCCCCCCCCACCUCAGCCACUCGUUAUUCCAUCUCUGUUCUUCAAAUGUCUGUGAAUCUUUUUAUGUUAAUACGAAUAUUUACACAUUUUAAGAAAUUUGCUGGAAAUAAAAGUAGUUGCCUGUGA